AUUGCCUUUGGUCAAAGUGGAAAGGUUACCCCGCUUAAUAUUGUCCUUCAACAACUCAAAUUCUUGUUGCUUUUUCACUUGCCCAAAUUCAUAGCCAUCGGAAAUAUCUCAACACAGAGAGGGCUUUGUGAUAUGGGGUCCGAGUUCGAUUGCUGUAGUAGUGAAGGGGUGAUCCUGGGAGUGGACGGCGGCGCCACCUCCACCGUCUGUGUGUGCAUGCCGCUCCUACCCUUCUCCGAUCACCGCCAUUUUCCCGAUCCUCUACCUAUUCUUGCCCGUGCCGUUGCUGGUUGUUCCAAUUACAAUAGCGUUGGAGAAAAUGCAGCCAGGGAAACAUUGGAACAAGUUAUGGCUGAAGCUCUUUCAAAAGCUGGCUUGAACCAUUCAGUUGUACGGGCGGUUUGUUUAGGCAUUUCGGGUGUCAACCAUCCAACGGAUCAGGAAAUGUUCUUGAAUUGGAUAAGGCACAUAUUCCCAGGUCAUGUAAAGAUUCAUGUCGAGAAUGAUGCAGUGGCAGCCCUUGCAAGUGGGACCAUGGGGAAACUUCAUGGCUGUGUUCUGAUUGCGGGUACAGGGUGCAUAGCUUAUGGUUUUAGAGAUGAUGGAAGAGAAGCUCGUGCUGCUGGUGCAGGACCUGUACUAGGUGACUGGGGCAGUGGCUAUGGAAUUGCUGCUCAGGGAUUGACAGCCAUUGUGAGGGCUCAUGAUGGCCGUGGUCCAGAGACAAUGCUUACAAAUUGUGUUCUCGAGACACUCCAUCUUUCUUCUCCAGAUGAAAUAAUAGGGUGGACCUAUGCAGAUUCAUCUUGGGCACGAAUUGCAGCACUUGUUCCUGAGGUAGUAUCUUGUGCAGAAGCUGGUGAUCAAAUUGCCAAUGACAUCUUGAAUAAUGCUGUUCAAGAAUUGGGUAUGAGUGUGAAAGCUGUUGUUCAACGACUACAGUUGGCCGGAGAAGAUGGAAAUGGUUCUUUCCCUGUGGUAAUGGUUGGUGGAGUCCUUGAAGCUAACAAGAUAUGGGAUAUUGGGAAAGAAGUUAUUAACUCUAUUUUGAAAACCUACCCAGGGGCUUCUCCUAUAAGACCUAAGGUUGAGCCUGCCAUUGGAGCUGCUCUGUUUGCAUGGAAUUCCCUGAUGAAAGAAGCAAAAGCAAAUGGCCGCCGAUAACCUGAAAUGUAAAGAUGUCAUCUGUAUAGCUAAAGGAGAUCGCUUGGUCGCUGAAGUGGAUAUUAUGUAGCUAAUUUUACCUCAACAGUCAACUGUACAUGUGCAAUAUUUAGAAUGAUCAGUAUGCCUCUACUUGCUGCUAUAGCUGUUCUAUUCAUUAUUUACUGUUCUGGCAUGUUAGAUACAAGGAGAAGGGUGAAAGUUAACAUCAUGAUUUUAUUUAUGAGAACAUACAUUUUCGAAUGUGCUGAA
Messenger RNA from Olea europaea var. sylvestris, 1416 nucleotides. Its product is annotated as N-acetyl-D-glucosamine kinase-like. The coding region runs from base 133 to 1164 and encodes 343 amino acids. NCBI's taxonomy places the organism in Eukaryota, Viridiplantae, Streptophyta, Magnoliopsida, Lamiales, Oleaceae. The transcript has 7 exons. The record is from RefSeq and is a predicted model, not a curated record.